This is a messenger RNA of Parnassius apollo (apollo), 510 nucleotides long. The record is from the annotation of a GenBank genome assembly. Lineage: Eukaryota; Metazoa; Arthropoda; Insecta; Lepidoptera; Papilionidae.
AUGUAUUCGACAUGGCGGGUAUGUGAAUUAAAAGCUGAACUAAAGAAGCGAGGUGCGUCUUUACGGGGAAGGAAAGCAGAUCUAGUGGAAAGUGAUGAUAAGAAACUUGAUAAGGCUAAAUCCUUAUAUGAGUCUCGAUACCUCAUCCUUGCAAGAGCUUCAACUGUUGGUGACUCUACUUUUGUAAAAGGCUAUUGCAAAAAGACUAUGAGAGCUUUACAGUAUGAAGUAGAUGUUAAAAUUCAUAAAAAUGGAACACCUCAGGAAUCCCACUGUGAGUGUCCAGCUGGAAGUGGCAUAGAGGCAAAGUGCAAGCAUGUUGCUGUGCUUUUAACUGGAAUUGAACACAUGGUGCAUCACAAAAUUAUAUUACUGCAUCAAGUUAGCACACAAAGGUUGCAGACAUUUCAUAUGCCCAAAACUCCAUUUACAGCAUCUCCUAUAGCUGCACACAAGUUACCUAAGAAAAAAAAAAUAGUAAAAAGUUUAGUCCAUACCCUUUUCACAUGA